Messenger RNA from Hylaeus volcanicus, 14831 nucleotides. RefSeq names its product E3 ubiquitin-protein ligase HERC2 (gene HERC2). The record is from RefSeq and is a predicted model, not a curated record. NCBI's taxonomy places the organism in Eukaryota, Metazoa, Arthropoda, Insecta, Hymenoptera, Colletidae. Gene Ontology annotation, molecular function: zinc ion binding; ubiquitin-protein transferase activity. Gene Ontology annotation, biological process: protein ubiquitination. The transcript has 12 exons. The coding region runs from base 178 to 14802 and encodes 4874 amino acids.
UCUCUGGUCCAUGGUUAUGGUUAUGGUUAUGGUUAUAUAGUCAAAGAAAGCGAUCAAUACACAAUACACAAUACACAGACGAAAAUCGAGAGAGAUUUCUCGUAAAAAUGUACUCUUCACGAUGCCGUAAUUGAAAACAGUAAUAUCAAAACUAGCAUUAUAUUCGGAAUAGUCGACAUGGAUGCAAAAUGGCUCAAUACAGAUUUGAAGCGUCUACUUUAUCGAGAUGGGUUGGCGGAACUUUGGAACGAAAUGAUUCGCGACGGAGAAAUUGUUGGUUCCUUUAGCGAUGGCUUGAUCAAUGCCUCGGGUAUAAUAUCGAGAAAAGGUGAAAGCGGUCAUUACUAUUGUAAUAUGAGGGUAUUGUCAUGUCUGUGUUGCGACGGUAUCUGCGGUCCGCAACAAGGUUGCAACUGUGGACCGUGUCAAAAGCUAGACGAAGAGGAAGCGGCAAGAGCAAACGCGUUCGUGGAGAAAACCAUUCCAGCUCGUCAUAUGAUGGAAUCGUGGCUUUGGGGACCUCAGCCAUCUCUAUCCGACUUGACCACGUGUAUCGAUUUACUAAUCAAGGAACAAAGAAAAUUAUGUUACGAAGUUGCGAAUAGCACGUUAUCCGCUACACGAUUGAAGCAGCGUUUGGUAUUAGCACGACGAUAUUUUACUGCUCUUUCUCGUCAUAAACCACAGGAGACUAAAGAUAUUCCGCAAACAUCGAGACUCUCUACUAAAUUACAAAAGAUGAUGAGACCUAACGAGAACGCGACGUUACGUUUAGCACGAGUAGGAUCUCGUGCGGCGCUAAAUUUUUCAUUCGCGUAUCUAAGACGAGCUUGGAGAUCCGGGGAGGAUAUAGAAUUAUGCAGCGAACUUCUGUCCGAAUCGUUGGAAGCUUUACAGUCCUUGCCAGAAGCCACUCUUUUCGACGAAAACAACGUUUCCCAAGUUUGGCUCGAAGUAGUGGAGCGAUCAGCGAAGUUCUUAAGACAAGUUGUUACAGGAAAUAUAGUUAGUGGAAGAUCGUGGUGCCCUAUUCCCUUAUCCGAUCAACACACGGCUUUGUGUUUACUGUUGGAAUUGGUAACGCAAAGAGCUACGCUGUCCAGUUUGUUAGAUUCCGUUUGUUUGCUACUGUUUCUCAGCGAUACGCACAAAAAUCAAGAUAAUCGCGUAAUGCCACCUGGAAGCACGGCACCAUUGGUACCGCUACUGAGACGUUUGAACACGAUUCCAGCCUCGAGAUCGAGACAAAUAGAGGAGAACGUGGCGCCAGACCCUUGUCAAGUUUUACUCAAGUACUUGAAGCUUCCCGAAGACGAUACCACGUCCGUCGAUUUACGAAAAGCGGCGGUGAUCGUAAUGUGUAAUUUGAACAGAUUGGCUGCUCCUCUGUUGCCUCCAGUCGUCACCGACAGCUUUCCGAAAAAUUCAAAUCAAACGUUUCAAAAAGUUUUAGCUUGGGGAAUCGUGAAAUUUGGCAACGGCUCGUCUCCAUUUUAUUGCGACACGAUCGCGGAGCUCGGUGUUAAGCAACUUUGUUGUACCGAGCGAGCCCUCAUGAUUCUAUCAAUCAGUGGAAACGUUUACACGAUAAAUUACGAACGGAGAUCUCAGGACCUUCAAAAAGUGGAGGGAUUCUCGGAUAAGCCUGUAACGAUGAUUGCCUCUCACUGGGCCGGUAAUCAUUAUUUGGCUUUAACGCAAGAUAAUUCUGUGUACUCGUGGGGGGAAGGAGUGGGUGGACGUUUAGGACACGGCGAGAGAAAAUGGUACAAGGAACCGAAGCUGAUCGAGGCAUUGGCCGACAAGAACAUCAUGUUUAUAGCUUGCGGAAAUAUGUUCUCGGCUGCGAUUAGCUCGACCGGUGAAUUGUACACUUGGGGAAGAGGAAAUACAGGAAGACUCGGUCAUGGACAUUUGGACGAUGUACUGAUUCCAACGUUGGUAACCGCUCUGAACGGGCACAUGGUCGUCCACGUGGCAUGCGGUAGCGAUGAUUCGCAAACGUUGUGCGUGACCGCGUCGGGUGUGGUGUUUUCGUGGGGUGAGGGAGAUUAUAGAAAGCUCUCGAAAGGAGAUUGCGAUGGUUUCAAAACGCCGAAGGUCGUCGACAAAUUAUUGGACAUAGACGUAGUAAAAGUGUAUUGCGGCGGCCAAUUUUCAGCGAUUUUGACGGCGUACGGAGAGGUUUACAGUUGGGGUAAGAAAGAAUCGUACCGCCUAGGCCACGGAAACGAAGAGUACGUGCAAUACCCGAAAGUAAUCGAUGCGCUGAAAGGGAAAAAGGUAAAGGAAUUGUACGUGGGAAGCUGGCACGUUCUCGCGUUAACGGAGGAUCAGUUGGUGUACGGAUGGGGGAUGAACGAUAACGGCCGAAUCGACCCGGCGUUGGAUACGGUCGUGCCUGAGCCUACUCUGUGCCCUAGCUUGUCCGGAAAGAAUCCGAUCGGUUUAACGUGUGGCCCGGCACAGAGUUUCGCGUGGUCAAACUCUACUACUCCGUCGGCUUGGCCGGUUGCCAGCAGAGUGGCGUUCGUCGUGGACAUUUGCGAAGACACCUUUCGACAGCUGGAUACUUUGUUGGGCCACGGCUGCGAAGGAUUGCCGGGGACACGGCCGCCUACCCAGGAUCGAGAAUGUUUGGCGGUGGCCACCUUGAAUUUGAUUCGAUUGCAGCUCCAUACGAUGGUAGCGCAUAACGUCGAUGGCAAGUACGUCGGACUCGCCGGUACUCCGUUGUUAAAUUCUUUGAAACAACGAUGCGUGACGCUCGCGAGCAGUACAGGAAUUUUGGCGACGAUUCAGGAGGCAGCGCAGGCCGUCUUGCAAACCGGUUGGAGCAUUCUGUUGCCCACGGCGAACGAACGGGCAAAGACGCUGCCGAAUUUCUUGUCGAAAGCGAACGGGAACUUGGAUCAAACGAACACUAGCAACGGUCAACAGUUUAUGGCGGAUUUGUUGGUUUCCAGUUUGAUGGCGGACGGUGGCCUGGAAUUGGCGCUCAAGACAGCGAUGAAAGCGGAAACGAGCAACGUAGCCGACGAGAACGAGUUUCUCGUGGCGAAGAACACGUGCAAAUCCAGCGAUGCGAAACAAGCCAAGGAACUGAACUCCGAGAAGAAUAAUGCAACCAUAUCUCUGUUGCAGCUGGUGAAACAGUUGAUAAAAAACGGCACCUGUAUUACGCAGUCCAGGCUACAGCAGGGCUGGACGGAACAGGUGGUCCGCCAGGAGGAAUCGCAGCAAAGGAGCGAUAGCUCUCCCAGCCUGAAUCUGCUGCUAAAGUUUCAACGGUUACUGGUCGCUCGCGUUUACGAGUGCAUCAACGAAUCCAGAACGGAAAACUUGUGCGGCGACCAGGAGAUGCUCGGUGCUGAAUCGCUUUUAAAGAAGUACAUAUCGCAAAUUUCCGUUCACGUGACCGAGAUAAUGUCAUCGGCGGCCGAGCUGGCGAACGCGAGCGUCAAGCAGUUCGUUUUCGUCGUCACCGUUCUAAGGGGCGACAUCGUAAACGUUUUGCUCCCCGAGCUGGUUACGUGUCUGAUAUUGUUGCAGGUAGACUAUCCGAUGUUGUUGCUCGGUAUGAACUGGAUGGAAGUAAUGACUCCGAUGCUGGACGCUCUCGAUCAGUUCAACAAGCUGAUGCCGACGAUCGAGAAAAACGAGGCGGACGAUCUGUCCUGGCCGGGUAUCAUAGCUCCGCAGCACGGCACCAAGAUCUCGAUAUCGGACGAGCCGUCCGUUAUUCGUUGGGCCGAUCUCGAGAAUCAUAAUCGCGACGGCGGCCUUUGGGUGGUGGUGAACAACAACGUGUACGACGUUCAGGACGUACAAGACGUUCGACUCGAUACGAUAGCGAUCGGCGGGAAUUCGUUGGAGGGUCUGCAGAAAACCGUGGCUGGCUGGGACCAAAACCAAACGAAUCAGGUCGCAGUUCGCGGCCACCUACCACCACGAUCCAUGAUGGAUUCUUACUUCGUCGGUCAUUACUGUAACUCCGACCCGGAGAACACGGAAAUCACGAUCGACGUCACGGACGUGUGCUCGUCUCUGAUCGACACGGAGAGAGCCCUCGGUUUUCUCUUGGGAUUGCACGCUCACAGGAUGCGGCAAAGCUCGCCGUUGCAGCCGGCGGAAGAGGAAGCCGGCGUUUGGUUGAACGCGAACUUCUUGAGAGGAGGAUUGCAAAUUUUGCAGCCACCGAAUCCUUACGAGGAGGAGAAAGGGGAGGCGAGAAGCAACACUUCGACGGCGGCGAACUCGCCGACGGAACCGCCUCUUCCCGCGCGGACCAAGAACGAACCGCAAAAGGAGAGGGACGAUCGCGUCACGGCGUUCAUUUACGCGUUGGCCGAGACUCAUAAAACCGACGCGCAGGUUCAUUCUUUUUUAACGAUAAUCGACAAAUACACAAAGGCCAACAAUCUGUUGGCGCACACCGAGUUCGUCGGCGAUCACCCGGUGGAAGAGGUUAGCCGUCUUUUAAUGGCGGUUAUCAUAAAGCACUUGGCGUUGGGUCAUCAGGCGAUCGCGUUGAUCGACCAGGAAACGGGAAACGACAACAACGCGAAGCUCACGAAACCGUUGGCCGACAUGGUCAGAGCGAUACAUCGAAUCAAAUGGAAUUUGAUACGUAUCAGGCAACAGCAGAACAGAAGCUACAAAGAGGUGUGCGCCCCGGCGCAGGAGAAGUGCAGAUUUCUUCUUCACGAGGUAAGAUCUGCGACCAGUUACGAGAUAAAAGGAUUGCAGGAUUUGAAGCUGUUGCACACGGUUCCCAGGUUCAAGAAGAUCGUUAGAACGAUUAUAAGAGACGUCCGAAGGAACAGAGGGUCACCGAGCAAACCGGAAGACAUCGUGAACGCCUCGAUACAAAACGCGCGAAUCAAAGCCAAGUCCGACGAGGAUACGACGCCGAAAGAGGUCAGACCGCCGCCGAUCGCGGCCGCGGCCGCUGCCUCUCCGAAACUCGAGACCAUGUCGGACACGAGGAAUACGAUCGCCAAGAUAACCGAAAGGGUGAAGCAACGAACCUUGAACAUAGAUUCGAGCGAUUUGAUGACGAAUAUCAUAAACUUUGUGGUAACGGAGGACGGCGGGGUCGUCGAGACCCUACGUCGAGCCAUGUAUUGUCAAAUGCAGCGCGUCAAGUUACGCGAGCAGGGGAUCCUGAUGAUGCAACAAUUGCUGAAGAAAGAUUGCUUGAUAACGUCGGUCAAGUACUCGUUGCUCAAUGGUUGGCUCGGCUUGUCGCACGAGAAUAAAUAUCUAAACGACGGUAUAACGCACUGUCUGAAGAACAUUCAGUUGGUAACGCCUUAUCAAAAGUCGAGAAUCAUCUUGGCCGAGGCAGAGGUGACGUCGUGGGCCGUGGAAGCUUUGCGGGCGUACGUCGUUCAAGCGGAGCUGCCGAGCAAACCGAAAGUUAGCGACAAGAGCAGCUUGAAUCAGGGAACGUAUACAUGGCUGCGAAAGUUGCCGAGAGCCAGGUUCUUGUUGACGAUACUGGGAAUGCUGACCAACUACCAGCACGCGAACGAGAUUGGAUUGCUGAUCAACUCGGGCACGAUAUCGAGCAUUUUAACGUUGCUCAGACAGAUCGGACCCACGGUGUCCGCGGGUGUGGUAGACGAAUCGAAAACGAAAGACGCGAUAGCCAUAUACGAGGACAAUUUGGAGAAGAGCAAACCACCGAGUGUUCAACUGAGCGGUAUGGAAUUGGCGGCCCUGAUGAAAAUCGGGACGAGAGUGGUUCGCGGCGUUGAUUGGAAAUGGGGCGAUCAGGACGGACCGCCGCCAGGCGAGGGUCGAGUGAUCGGAGAGCUCGGCGACGAUGGCUGGAUCCGAGUGCAAUGGGAUAACGGUUCAACCAACUCGUAUCGUAUGGGUAAAGAAGACAAGUAUGAUUUGAAGCUGGCUGAGCCACCAACUCCGCCGGAGACCGAUUCCGACGUGGAUUCGCCGGUUGACGCCGCUAAAGGAAAAAUUGAGAAACGAACCGAUACGCUCGGGGAUAUACAUCCGACUACUUGCCUAAAGUCCGCCUCCGUCACCGUUCUUCGCAUCAUUUUGCUUUGCUGCGGCCUAGAAGCCGACAAGGUAGCUCCUUCCGCUAUAAAGAUACUCGCAUCGGUUUUACGCGGCGUAACGUCGUCCGCGCAAAAGCCUGGCCACAACUCGCACUCGCAACUAUCGAGGGAACAUCACGUAACCUGGGCCACUCUUAGUCUGUUGAGAGCGAUCGCCAAGUCCUCGGAACUCUGCAAAUCUCUCAACACCAAAACGUGGAUCGAUUUUCUCCUGUCCGUGAUCGCCGAGGAGGAUGACCCGAAUUUGGAGGAGCAGAUCAUGUCCGUGCGCUUGCUGGCGGCCGUUUUACCGUCUUGGUCGGCCGACAAUCCCAACACGAUACCUUUUCUCGAGAAAACCUUUCGCAUAUUGGGACACAUCGCGCUGGCCUCCGACCUCGGCUCGUCGACAGAACUUUACUCCGACAAAUGUCGCGUGUCGCUCACUGCCUCCCACAGUUCCACGAUCGUCGAGGAGCUCGUCUCUCUUAUCCGAUAUUUGCACACGCUCCCGAAAUGGAACGCGACGUUGAACGCGUUUCUAGCAGCUAAAUUAUUUCUGGCUUCCGAUCUUUUCAGCGACGGCCCGUUGUUUCACAUACAAGUGAACGAGAACGGCGGGGAGAACAGCGCGAAUAUUCAACAAACGGUGAUGGCUGCUUUGAUCGUCGUGGGAGGCCUCGACGACAGACCGAGGAUCGGUGGUUUGGUCGACGUCGACGGACAAGUGGGUACCAUAUGCAAAUUCACCAAGCAUUCGAAGAUCCUCGUACAGAUGCACGACAGCGACGCGCGGAAAAUAGUUCCGUUCUUCGCGGUGAAACAUCUCGGCGAAAGAUUUCGUUUGGAUCGGAUGCCUAUGCCCGACUCUUUCUUGUCCACUUGGGCGAAUUUGUUGCUGGGCCAUCGCGGAAUGGACAAGAGGCCGAACGGUAUGCCUGUGAUAGCCGGCGUGGUGAACGCGUCCAUUUUACGGAAUCAACAGCAACAGCUCGCCGCGUUGAACGCUGGAAAGACGCUUUUGGAUCAUCAGACUAAAUUGAGAAAAGUAUUGAGAUACACGAUAAAUAGGAACAACGACGGAAACGCGAACGACGACGACAUCGGUGGUUGCGGCGACGACAACGGUCUCGGCUGCGGUAGCAACGGCGUCGAAGACGACGAAGAAGACGACGACAAUAACGACAACGACGACGAUGCCGCUGUUGUCGCUGCCGCUGCCGUCGCCGACGACGAGGACGACGACGACGACGACGACGACGACGACAAUAACUACAUCGACUACUACAACGACGAAAUAAUCAUCAGCCGGGAAAUCGAGUUGAAAAGUUGGGGUGGCGAUGCCGCCAACGGCAACGACAACGCCAUCAACGACGGCGACUGCGAAAACGAUAACGUCGUCGACGACGGGGACGAUUUUCGCGACAGACGCGUGACCCUAUUCCAGGAGAUGCUGGUUCGAGCUACGAGACCGCAACCGUUGAAGCCUAUAUUUAAACGAAAGGAAUUGGAAGAAGCCGCUUUGGCGGUCUCUCAAUAUUUAGCCAGCGAGCUGAGACACUCUCCUAUUCAACGCGCUGCUCGCUCCUCGGAACCAGAGUCACCCGCGUCGGAUUGUUCGCUGGUGUCGUUAACGUCCAGCCAGAAGAAACACUGCAGGAGCAACGGAAGGAGAUCCUCUCCGCCGCCUAUGAGCCCGUUGGUAGCGCGAUUCACGGAGAUGGGAUUCCCGAAGAAGAGCGUCGAGUUCGCGAUAAAAAGUUUGAGCACCAACGUUGGGUUCGUGACCGCGGAAAGCGUGGUAGCUUGGCUCAUAGAGAAUCCCGACGUAACGCUGAGUCACAGCGAAACGCUCUCGAGCGUGUACGGCUCGUCGGACCUCGAGGACUCGACCAGCGAAAACAUGGACGACUCCCCGUCUACUCACGACCCCGUCUCCUCGAUGAUGCCGCCCAAUUACAUGAAACGAUCCGACUUUUUGUCCGUCGACGAAUACGCGAUUUACGUGCGUGACAAUCUGAUUCCAGGGAUGCUGGUGAGGUGUUGCAAAAGUUACGAGGAAGUGGAGUACGGAGACGUUGGCCAGGUGAUAAAAAUCGACCCGGAAGGUUUGCACGAUCUGAACGUUCAAGUCGCGUGGCAGCGCAAAGGCGGCACCUAUUGGGUGAGAUUUAUUCACAUCGAGCUGCUGGGCCAUCCGCCGACGAUAACGGGUCCCGUCGAGCUGAAGAUCGGCGACAAGGUGAGAGUGAAGGCGUCCGUAACCGUGCCCAAGUACAAAUGGGGAUCGGUGAAUCAUCAAAGCGUGGGGAUCGUCACCGGCGUGAUAAACAACGGAAAGGACGUGUCCGUCGAUUUUCCUCAACAGAGCGGCUGGACCGGUUGCGCUGUAGAAAUGGAAAGGGUGCCGUCCUGCCAUCACUCGGUCGCUUGCAAUUCUUGCCACGUGUUGCCUAUAUCCGGUCCGAGGUUCAAGUGCAAGUAUUGCGAGCACUACAACCUGUGCGAGAACUGCUUCUACACGAAACGUUAUCACCGACACGGAUUCAAUCGAAUCGCCGAGCCAGGCUCGGCCGCGGUCUACGCUGGCAAACCUGGCAAGUAUCACAGGCAAGAUCACGCGGAAUCGUCGCUGAUCGACGACUGGUACAAGUGUAUUCGCACGUUGAGCGUGUCCUCGCGAGAAAGUUGGGCGACUCGGCUCGUCGACCAGUCCGGACAGUACUGGCAAAGUUGCGGCUCUCAGGGCAAGCACUGGAUCCGGCUGGAAAUGUUGCCAGGGAUUCUUGUACACUCGUUGAAGAUCAUCGUGAACCCGAAAGACAGUAGCUACAUGCCGUCGUUGAUCGCGGUAAACGUCGGUUACUCGUUCAACAAUCUGACCGAGUUGGAGACCAUCAGCGUACGCAACACCGACACCAGCGUCCUCCUCUUGCAGGAUCUGAAAGUCUAUUAUCCUUGCAUCGAGAUCACGAUAAAGCAAUGUCGAAACGGCGGCAUAGACUGCAAGAUCCACGCAUUGAAGAUAAUCGGUAAGAGAAUGGUAUUCGAGAAUCAGUUGGCGACCUCCGUUUCUUUUCUAGCAUCGGACUGGGAGAUCGUUCAAGAGCAGAUGAGCUCUCAGCGUGGAACGGAGGCUCCGCAGCACUCGGCCGUUUACGUCUGGGGCUUAAACGACAAGGAUCAGCUGGGCGGACUGAAGGGAUCGAAGAUCAAGCUUCCCGUUUAUAGCGAAAUUCUAUCGAAAUUGAAACCCGUGCACAUCGCCGGCGGUAGCAAGACCCUGUUCGUCGUUAGCCAAGACGGAAAACUGUUCGCUUGCGGAGAAGGUACGAACGGCAGACUCGGCCUCGGCAACGACAGCAACGUAUGCGAGCCAAAGCCUAUUCCGUUCUUGAGUCAGUACGUGAUAAAAAAGGUAGCGGUACAUUCCGGGGGAAAGCACGCCCUGGCGCUCACCCAGGACGGCAAAGUGUUCUCCUGGGGCGAGGGAGAGGAUGGGAAAUUAGGUCACGGGAAUUGUCUCUCUCUGGACAAACCGAGAUUGAUAGAGUCUCUGAAAUCGAAAAGAAUCCGUGAUAUCGCCUGCGGAUCCGGUCAUUCGGCCGCUAUAACGAGCAUCGGCGAACUGUACACCUGGGGCCUCGGCGAGUACGGAAGGUUGGGACACGGCGAUACCAGCACGCAAUUGAAACCGAAGUUGGUGCAAUCGUUGGUAGGCCAGCGCGUGAUACAGGUCGCCUGCGGGAGCAGAGAUGCUCAGACGAUGGCGUUGACGGCCGACGGCUCGGUUUACUCCUGGGGCGACGGAGACUUUGGGAAACUCGGCCGCGGAGGUAGCGACGGUUGCUACACGCCCUUGUCCGUGGAUCGUCUCAACGGUCUAGGCGUCGUGCAAAUCGAGUGCGGCGCUCAGUUCUCGCUCGCGUUGACCAAGUACGGGGAGGUGUGGACUUGGGGCAAAGGAGAUUACUUUAGAUUAGGCCACGGCAACGACCAUCACGUCCGGAAGCCUACACUGGUGGACGGACUGCGCGGAAAGAAGGUGGUUCACGUGGCUGUGGGUGCUUUGCACUGUCUGGCGGUGACGGACACCGGGCAGGUGUAUGCCUGGGGCGACAACGAUCACGGCCAACAGGGCAACGGUUCGACGAUCGUCAACAAGAAGCCGUCGUUGUUGCACGAGCUCGACGAUACCAGAGUAAAUCGUGUGUCUUGCGGCUCGAGCCACAGCGUUGCGUGGGUUCUCACCGAUCAACCGCCGGCCAACAAUCAAGAACCGGUCACGUUUCCAACGGCGAAAGACCCGCUCGGCCAGUCGUCGCUGAAAUUUAAAAACGCUGCGGAGACGACCACUUGUCCACCAUCCUGUUCAAAGAGCAGCCACGGUCACGGGAACGCGGCAACUACGGGUAACAACGGAAUCGAUGCCUCGUCGGUAAAUACCGGUAACGGUCCACGCAACACCAGCAGACCCUCUCUCUCGAGCAUCGUCUUGUCGCUCGAGAGCAACGUUGCGAAGCAACAAGCGUUGCAACACGUCAUAAACGCGCUUCGUAUAAUGCAAGCGCGGAUCGCGUUGGUGACGGCGUUACAAAGUCACUCGACCAUGAAGACCGCCAGCGGUGGCAGCUGUGCCGUCGCUGAGAUACCAUCGGACGGAGCGGUCAGCGACUCGAGCAUCGCCAGCGGAGGGCAUACCGUCUAUCAGAACGUCGGAGACAGCGCUCAAGGUGGCGGAGAGGCGCCUGCUAACGCGGCUGAGGUAGUCAAUUUGAUAACCAAUCCUAGAAUGAGCCCCGAGUCCGAGGACUACCCGAUGGCGAUGUUCCCCUCGAUGUCCAGUUCGGCGAGCUUGUCGUCGCGCGCCUCGAAAAUGUCGACCAGCGCGAUGAGCGUGAUCGCCGCUACGCUCACGUCGAACGCCCAGGUGGUCGGCGAAGGAAUUUCAGGUUACUCGAGUUUAGACGAUUUCACGUCGACGCUGACGGAGGACGACGCCAGGAUGCUGGUCGACUUGCUCAAGUUGGCCGUCGCGAAUCGCGUAUGCGACGGCGCCAAGGAGACUAUAUCAUCGGUGCUGAUCGCGUUGGCUAAAACGAAUCAUUCCAUUCGGAGCAUGAUAAUGGAGCUUUGCAUCAUGGAGUUGGAGGACACCGUGGCGAACUCGAACAACAGGAAGAACGUACCGCAACAGGUGAUGCAGGAGAGCCUGCAUCCGUAUAUAGACGGGACCACGUUGACGGGGCACGUGAGGAUUCCUGGUGCUGAGGCGUUGAGGAUCGAGUUCGAUCGACGAUGCUCCACCGAAAGAAAGCACGACCCUUUGGCGAUAAUGGAUGGAAACAAUAGAGUGGUGGCCGUGAAAUCUGGUCGAGAGUGGAGCGAGUGGGCCGGCGAAAUCCGAAUUCCAGGCGACGAGCUCAGGUGGAGGUUUACUUCAGACGGAUCCGUGAACGGAUGGGGAUGGCGGUUCACGGUGUACCCGGUGCUCGCUACUCACGCGCCCCACGAGCUAGUCUCUGAUAGAGCGGUUCUCUCGCAGCCGUCUAUAGCUUUGACGGAAUGUCUGCUGGACAACGGUCUGAUCAAUUUGGAUAAGAACGUCGCCACGCGUCUCGCUGCAACCUUGGCUCAAUGUAGCCAAUUGAGCGUGCUGUCGGCGCAGCAACGGAUGUGGGCGCUGAAGAAGUUGCAAGUUGUUUACACGACCAGACCAACGAUUAGACCGGACCUCGCUCUGUCUUCUCUUCUCGGCUCGCUGCCGCAAGCCCUGCUGAAGCAGUACGCUUACGAGGACCCUUUGGUCAGGGGAGGGAAACAGUUGAUGCACAGCGAUUUCUUCAAGGUCCUCGUGGCGCUCGCCUGCGACAUCGAAUUGGAUGGAAUGCAAUGCUGCUCGGAAAUUUACAAAUGGUCCUGGUUCCGAAGGUACUGCCUGUCCGCCCGUGUCGCCAAGUCCCUCGUCAAUCGAACACCGCUUCCUAAACCGUUCUGUCACGGUGUCAUGAUGCGCAUCAACGAAAUGAUCACGGCUGGAGAGGGUAGCAGCAAGGAUCACGAGAACCACGAACUGUUCAAGCAGGAACACGACGAACAGUUGCUACAGUGGUUGAAUCGUCGACCGGAAGAUUGGACGUUGCCGUGGGACGGAUCCGGGGCGAUUUACGGAUGGGGUCACAAUCAUCGCGGUCAGCUGGGCGGUCUCGAAGGAGCCAAGGUGAAAUUACCUGUUCUCUGUGAAAGUCUCUCCGCGUUGCGUCCUGUCCAGCUCACCGGUGGCGAGCAAACUUUGUUCGCCGUCACUGCUGAUGGAAAAGUCUAUGCAACCGGUUACGGGGCACUUGGACGUCUCGGAAUCGGAGGAACGGACUCUGUUAUGGUACCGACUCUGUUGGAGUCCAUUCAACACAUAUUCGUCAAGAAGGUCGCGGUGAAUUCCGGUGGUAAACACUGCCUCGCUUUGAGUUCCGAAGGACACGUGUACUCGUGGGGCGAGGGCGACGACGGUAAAUUAGGUCACGGCAACAGGUUGUCGUACGACCGACCGAAACUGAUCGAGGAGCUGCUCGGUACCGAAAUCGUCGAUGUAGCUUGCGGUGGUCAUCAUAGCGCGGCGAUAACGAGCGCCGGCUGGCUCUACACUUGGGGAAAAGGUCGUUAUGGACGUUUAGGACACGGAGACAGCGACGAUCAAUUGACGCCGAAAUUGAUCGAAGCGUUGCAGGAUUACAAGGUAAUCGACGUCGCCUGUGGGAGCGGAGACGCGCAGACUCUUUGCGUUACCGAUGACGACAACGUUUGGAGCUGGGGCGACGGUGACUACGGAAAGUUGGGCAGAGGUGGUAGCGACGGUUGCAAGGUCCCGAUGAAAAUUGAAUCUCUCGCUGGACUCGGCGUCGUUAAAGUUGAAUGCGGUAGUCAAUUCUCCGUGGCUUUAACGAGAUCCGGAGCUAUAUACACAUGGGGUAAAGGAGAUUACCAUCGUUUAGGUCACGGUACGGACGACCACGUGCGCAGACCGCGCAAAGUGGCAUCCCUUCAGGGGAAGAAAAUCAUCUCCAUAGCGACGGGCUCGUUGCAUUGUGUAGCGUGUUCCGAUAAAGGUGAAGUUUUCACUUGGGGCGAUAACGACGAGGGUCAAUUAGGCGAUGGAACGACGAGCGCCCUUCAAAGACCGAGACUGGUCCACGCGUUGCAAGGUAAAAAGAUAACACGAGUCGCUUGCGGUAGCGCCCAUACUUUAGCGUGGAGCACGAUAAAAGCCACGCAGAGCAGAAUGCCUGCCGCUACGCCGAUGGAGUACGAUCUGGUCAAGGAUCUUCCUUUUCCUGUACUGCACAACCGGCUGGUACUUCUUCAUCACUUCGCCGAAUUACUUUGUCCGUGUUUGCCGAUGUUCCCGAUCACUGGACCCCUAAGCUUGAGUAAAUUAGCGCCAUUGUUGGUGUACAGCAUCAAAGAAGCAACGUUUCGUAAAGUGGUCCAAGCAACGAUGGUCAGAGAUCAGCAACACGGGCCAGUCAUAGAAUUGAAUAGAAUCCAGGUGAAACGAGCCAGAGGAAAGGGUGGAUUGGCCGGGCCGGACGGCAUUAAGUCGGUCUUUGGUCAAAUGGUCUCGAAGAUGUCUCUAUUAACGCAAGACGUCCUCUUCUUCCCCCAUAGGGUCUGGAAAGUGAAAUUCGUCGGGGAGAGCGUGGAUGAUUGCGGUGGCGGGUACAGCGAGAGUAUCGCGGAAAUGUGUGACGAAUUACAGAACGGUUCCCUGCCGUUGUUUAUACCGACUCCAAAUGGCCGAGACGAUAACGGCACUAACAGAGAUUGUUUCCUAUUGAAUCCGACGGCCGAUUCGCCGUUGCAUAUGAACAUGUUCCGAUUCCUUGGAAUCCUGAUGGGAAUAGCGAUAAGAACCGGGAGCCCGUUGAGCUUGAACUUGGCGGAACCCGUGUGGAAACAAUUGGCGGGUACACCGUUAACUCCCGCGGAUUUAACCGAAGUCGAUAGAGACUACGUUCCAGGAUUAUUAUGCAUCCGGGACAUGGAUCCCGAUGAGAAGGAAUUUCAAACUCUCGAAAUGCCUUUCUCCACGCCGUCGGCUGUAGGUCGCGAUGUGCCUCUAUCCAAUAGAUAUCAAAAAAUUACACCUACAAAUAAGCACGAGUACGUUCGGUUGGCAUUGAAUUAUAGACUGCACGAGUUCGAUGCCCAAGUGGCUGCCGUUCGCGACGGAAUGUCGAAAGUGAUCCCGGUACCUUUCCUGGCAUUGUUCAGCGGAGCAGAAUUGGAAACGAUGGUUUGCGGCAGCCCAGACAUACCUCUUACUUUGCUCAAAUCUGUUACAACUUACAAAGGUAUCGAAGGAUCGGCACCACUGAUUCAAUGGUUCUGGGAGGUGAUGGAAGAGUUUUCGAAUCAAGAGAGAUCUCUGUUCCUGCGAUUCGUUUGGGGUAGAACUCGUUUGCCACGCACCAUUGCCGAUUUUCGCGGCAGAGACUUUGUCCUACAGGUAAUGGACAAGUACAAUCCACCCGAUCACUUUCUACCCGAAAGUUACACGUGCUUUUUCCUCCUGAAAAUGCCACGGUAUUCGUGUAAACCGGUGCUGCGUCAAAAGCUAAAAUAUGCGAUACAUUUUUGCAAAAGUAUCGACACCGACGAAUAUGCCCGUGUUCAAGCCACCACCAAUUCAGACGAAGAAAUGGACAGUCUCGCCAGCGAAGAGCAUACCUCGCUUUAACGAAAUCGACACCAAAAUCUUUUCCUUGG